GGCUCUUGGGUUAGUUCCUGUUAGGCCCCGGCCGGGGGAGUAGGUUGAAGUCUCUUGAGAUGCCCGGUGGGCUGGGGCACCGGGAGCUGUGAAGGGAGUGUGAGGAGACGGCGAGCGGAGACCCACGGCAGGCCUGAAGAAGAGCGGCGGCCGAGCCCGCCCUCACUGCACCAUGCUCAUAGAGGAUGUGGAUGCCCUCAAGUCUUGGCUGGCCAAGUUACUGGAGCCGAUAUGUGAUGCUGACCCAUCAGCCUUAGCCAACUAUGUUGUAGCACUGGUCAAGAAGGACAAACCUGAGAAAGAAUUGAAAGCCUUUUGUGCUGAUCAACUUGAUGUCUUUUUACAAAAAGAAACUUCAGGCUUUGUGGACAAACUAUUUGAAAGUCUCUACACUAAGAACUACCUUCCAGCUUUGGAACCAGUUAAGCCUGAGCCAAAACCACUAAUCCAAGAAAAAGAGGAAAUUAAAGAAGAGGUAUUUCAGGAGCCAGUAGAGGAAGAACGAGAUGGCAGAAAAAAGAAAUAUCCUAGUCCCCAGAAGACCCGUUCUGAAUCUAGUGAACGAAGGACACGAGAGAAAAAAAGAGAAGAUGGCAAGUGGAGGGACUAUGACCGGUACUAUGAGCGGAAUGAAUUGUAUCGUGACAAGUAUGACUGGAGAAGAGGCAGGAGUAAGAGCCGGAGUAAGAGCCGAGGCCUGAGUCGUAGCAGAAGCCGAAGUAGGGGGCGCAGCAAAGACCGGGAUCCAAAUAGGAAUGUUGCAGAGCACAGGGAAAGAUCGAAGUUUAAGAGUGAAAGGAAUGACCUGGAGAGUUCCUAUGUGCCUGUGUCUGCACCACCUCCUAACUCUUCUGAACAGUAUUCCUCUGGGGCCCAGUCUAUUCCCAGCACUGUUACUGUGAUCGCACCUGCUCACCACUCUGAAAAUACAACUGAGAGUUGGUCUAAUUACUAUAACAAUCAUAGCUCUUCCAAUUCUUUUGGUCGAAACCCACCACCAAAGAGGCGAUGCAGAGAUUAUGAUGAGAGAGGAUUUUGUGUUCUUGGUGACCUUUGUCAGUUCGAUCAUGGAAAUGAUCCUCUGGUUGUUGAUGAAGUUGCUCUGCCAAGUAUGAUUCCUUUCCCACCUCCUCCUCCUGGGCUUCCUCCUCCACCACCUCCUGGAAUGCUAAUGCCUCCAAUGCCAGGCCCAGGUCCAGGUCCAGGUCCAGGCCCAGGCCCAGGCCCAGGUCCAGGUCCUGGCCAUAGUAUGAGACUUCCUGUUCCACAAGGACAUGGCCAGCCUCCUCCUUCCGUUGUGCUUCCCAUACCAAGACCACCCAUAACACAGUCAAGCUUAAUAAACAGCCGUGAUCAGCCUGGGACAAGCGCAGUGCCCAAUCUUGCACCAGUAGGAGCAAGACUACCUCCUCCUUUACCCCAGAACCUCCUUUAUACAGUAUCAGAACGACAGCCCAUGUACUCUCGUGAACAUGGUGCUGCUGCAUCUGAGCGACUUCAGUUGGGGACACCGCCUCCUCUGUUGGCAGCUCGUUUGGUGCCACCUCGCAACCUCAUGGGAUCCUCCAUUGGGUACCAUACCUCAGUCUCCAGCCCCACCCCUCUGGUCCCAGAUACAUAUGAGCCGGAUGGUUAUAACCCAGAAGCUCCUAGUAUUACCAGUUCUGGUAGAUCUCAGUACAGACAGUUCUUUUCAAGAACACAGACACAGCGCCCCAACCUGAUUGGCCUAACAUCUGGAGAUAUGGAUGCAAAUCCAAGAGCUGCUAACAUUGUCAUCCAGACUGAACCACCAGUUCCUGUUUCAAUUAAUAGCAACAUAACCAGAGUAGUUCUUGAACCAGAUAGCCGGAAAAGAGCAAUAAGUGGUUUAGAAGGGCCACUUACGAAGAAACCUUGGCUGGGAAAGCAAGGGAAUAAUAAUCAGAGUAAACCAGGAUUCUUACGAAAGAAUCAGUAUACGAACACCAAAUUAGAAGUGAAGAAAAUCCCUCAGGAAUUGAACAACAUUACCAAGCUCAAUGAACAUUUCAGCAGAUUUGGAACUAUUGUUAAUAUACAGGUUGCAUUUAAGGGUGAUCCGGAAGCAGCCCUCAUCCAAUAUCUUACUAAUGAGGAGGCCAGAAAAGCUAUUUCUAGCACAGAAGCAGUUCUAAACAACCGAUUCAUUCGAGUCCUGUGGCAUAGGGAAAAUAAUGAGCAACCAGCACUCCAGUCCCCCUCACAGCUGCUCCUGCAACAGCAGCAGACACUUAGUCACCUUUCACAGCAGCAUCAUCACGUGCCACAGCAUCUUCAUUCACAGCAGGUGCUGGUGACCCAGUCUCCUCCCUCAACGGUACAUGGAGGUAUCCAGAAGAUGAUGAAUAAACCACAGACACCAGGUGCAUAUGUUCUUAACAAAGUUCCUGUUAAACAUCGUCUUGGACAUGGAAGUGGUAACCAGAGUGAUGCGUCACACUUGUUGAAUCAGUCUGGUGGUGCUGGAGAGGAUUGCCAGAUAUUUUCAACGCCAGGCCACCCAAAAACGCUUUAUAGUUCUUCAAACUUGAAGACACCUUCCAAACUUUGUUCAGGGUCUAAAUCUCAUGAUGUUCAAGAAGUGCUUAAAAAAAAACAGGAAGCAAUGAAGCUACAACAAGAUAUGAGGAAAAAGAGGCAAGAAGUGUUAGAAAAACAGAUAGAAUGCCAGAAGAUGCUAAUAUCCAAGUUAGAAAAAAACAAAAACAUGAAGCCAGAAGAAAGAGCAAAUAUAAUGAAGACUUUGAAAGAGCUUGGAGAAAAGAUCUCACAACUGAAAGAUGAAUUAAAGACAUCUUCUGCAGUUUCUGCACCAUCUAAAGUGAAGACAAAAACAGAGGCCCAGAAAGAGUUACUAGAUACUGAACUGGACCUGCAUAAGAGGCUGUCCUCAGGUGAAGAUACAACAGAAUUACGGAAAAAACUCAGUCAGUUACAGGUUGAGGCUGCAAGAUUAGGUAUUUUACCUGUGGGUCGAGGAAAGACCAUGUCCACUCAAGGUCGAGGAAGAGGCCGAGGCCGUGGUGGCAGAGGAAGGGGCUCACUAAAUCACAUGGUGGUGGACCAUCGCCCCAAAGCACUAACAGUUGGGGGAUUCACUGAAGAGGAGAAAGAUGAACUACUUCAUUUCUCAGCUACAAAUCAAGGGUCAAAAUUCAAAGACCGUCGACUACAAAUAUCAUGGCACAAGCCCAAGGUACCAUCUGUAUCCACUGAGACUGAGGAAGAAGAAGUCAAAGAGGAGGAAACAGAAACCUCAGAUUUGUUUUUGCAUGAUGAUGAUGACGAAGAUGAAGAUGAAUACGAGUCUCGUUCAUGGCGAAGAUGAAAUCUGAUGAGAGCUGUAUAAUUUUUAGGAAUAUUGUUUAGAAGAACAACUUUUUAAAAUUAUUUAAAGAAGUCAAUGAGCCAAAAAAUUUUUUUUAUUUUUUUUCAACACAGUAGGUUUAAGGACAGCAAGUUUGCUAUUUAAACACAUCUCAUAACUGUACAUGAUAUUAAAGCACCAAAGGCCUAGUGACUUUUACACAGUUGUGAAGAUCUACAGGAAUGAUAUGGAUAAUCUCUAGAGCCUUAUUUUCCACACCUUUUUUUGUUGCUAUUGGUGUUGGAUGAUGAUGUAAAUGACAGGGUGUUCAGAAAUUUUAUUUUGGAUUAUAAUCUGAUAAAAUUUCAUUAAAUGACAAAAUUGCCUGGAAUCUCUUAACUCUAAGCUAUUAUGGAUGGGUUGUCAGACAGUAGGAGAUAUUUGUAAUUAAAAUACACUUUCGCUUUCAAGAGUUGUCUUGGAAGAAAAGUAAAUUUAUUUUAAUUUUUUACUGUAGAAGAGUCCAAUUUGUAUUCAAUCUAAAUUUUUUUCAGGUUUUUUAUGUGCAGUAAUACUAUUUCAGUGAAAAUCACAACAAACUCUGUUCUUAAAGGCUAUAAGGUAAUGAUAGCUAGCUCUAUGGUAAUUCCAUUCUCAUCACAUUAACUCCUGUACUUUUCCUUCUACUGAUCUUUGCUUUGCCACUCAGCAUUGUUCAGUUGGUUCCUUUUUUUAUUUAGUAAUAUUUUCAGAAUGUAAAAGGCUUUCACCUAUUGCCUCUUUCUUGUCCCCCUUUAUUACUCUUGCCUGUUUUUUAAUAGGCCUGACGUACUCAAUAUUAAGAUGAUUGAUUUGGGCCACCAAAAGUCAGUCCCCAAUAAAAGGUUUAAAGCAACACCUUGAUAAAUAAGUGAUGUUUUGAUCAGAAUAAUGGAAGAAUGGGGGGAGCCACCAGCCUUUUUUUUUUUUCCUUCUAUUUUAAAUCUUCAGCUUAGUUAUAGUUAUACAAAAAGGUUAAAAAGUGUCUGAAAUUUUCUAAAUUUCAACCAUGAUGGUGAGGGUACGGGGGUGGGGUGGAGGUAGGGCAGGGAGCUGGGGAUGUUAGUAAUAAAUGGGAGUCAUACCUUGACUUUGAUCAGAUGAUCAUAUAUUUUCAUAAUUUUGUAGCGUGUUGCUAUCCAUGCACAUGCGUCCUUCAGUAGAUAGUUUCCUUUCCUGUGUGCAUUUUUACUGUACACUGUAUAGAGUAGAGUAUCUGUUAAGUAAGAUAUAUAUGUAAAUUUAUGUCCUUGUGUUCUGAAUGUUAGAUGGAAAAGCAGAGGAGCAACACUACACUGUACUGACCACUAGGGAAAUAAAAUGAUUAUUGUAUCUAGGAUAUCACUUUUUGAAGGAUAUACACAUCUGUGCUUUUAUAAAUGUGUGGUGUGAAAAUUUGAAAUUUCCUGUUGGCUUCAGAGGGUUCUUGGUGAUCACUCUAAAAAUUUGUUUCUUGAGGUAAUGACUCUUUUUCAGAAUAGAAUCCAUUCACUAAGAAACUUAAAACCAUCAGGACUCUAGAUUCACUUAACUACAAGAAGUUACAUCCCAUGUUCUGAUCAUCUUUUCUCUUCUACAUAAUUUCCUGGAAUGAUGUGUCUAGCCAGGGUCAUUUUUAAGUCCAUAUAAUUGUCCCUUCAUAACAAGGGAAUCCUUUUUUGAGGUUAUUGUUAUAUUUCUGGUAACACUGAAGCUAAAAUAAACUUACAAGCAUAGAAAGAAAACAUUAGAAUGGGGUACCUAGAAUAAGCACUCUUGCUCCUUACUCCUCCAUCAUCUCUAAUGAAAUUUUCUUAAUGUCUGUGGCUCAGUCAUAUAUAUUUUGAAAGAUUCGUUGUGGUGAAUAUUUUGAGUCCUGACAGUUUAAACAUGAUAGAGGGAACAAAGGAUUUAUAUAUUUUUUGUACAAAGGUUUUUCUUAAGCUGUAUAAUUUUGUAAAUAAUUUGUUUGGUUUUUGGUUUUGUUUUCUUUUUUUGUUUUGUUUUGUUUUUGUGUGUGUGUGUGUACUAAAACUACCAGCGUAUAGAUUUCAAUAAGAAUUGUUGUAUUUUUGUAUUUGGAAACUGAAAAUUACAGUAAAUUAAUGGAGCUGUAAGAAUUUUCAGUAGACUGACAGUUCAAUAGAAUGAGAUUCCUUUUCAUAUGAUUUUUUACCCUCAAAAUUGUCAUCUUAUUACACUCUUAGAGAGGAAGUUGAGGAUUUGACUUUUUAGUUAUUGGGGGCAGGGAAUGAAAGAGAAAAGUGUUAAGGUUUGAGGUUUUUUGUGUAAAUUUGAUUUUUAGUACAUCUUAAAAAAGACUGAAAUUUUGCUUUCAAAGUGUCAUUUCUAAGAAUUCUAAAACAUUUUGACUCAUAAAUGAAUUCAAAUGCAUAAAACAGUUGAAUUUUUUUUGUUAUCCUCCUCUUUGGAGUUUUUUUUAUCCUACCUUCAAAUCCCCAACUGUUAGAAUUUCUUUUAAAAGUGAAGUGAAGAACCACAAUGAUUUGUUUUCUUCACAUCUUCAUUUACGGAGAUUAACAUACAGCAUCUGAGGUGGAUUCUGCUGUUCUUGUAUGCGUGAUGUGUUUACAAGAAGCUGAUCAGCAACAACCUCCCAGCAGGCUGGCUGGGUCAGGCGACUUACUAGAUAACUGCCCAAGCUCAAAAAAAAAAAGCUAAUCCCAAAGAAAUUUCCCUCAAUUUCUUCUUGGAAUAUUGAGAAUAUACUGUCACCAGCUGAGAUGAUCUAAUGGAGAACAGCCCUGUUAAGGUGAAAGGUCUGUGGUGAUCAUUAUUUCAAAAUAGAAGAAAAAAAAAUCAUGUGAAAAGGAAUAGUGGUUCCUCUUGAUGUAUAGUAUGCCUGUAUUAUAGUUUUUAUGAAUUGUGAACUUGUGUAAUAGUAUAAUAGGAGAUACUGUUGAAUUUCUAACUGUUUAUACAUUUAAAUUCAUAUAUGUAAUGUUUGUUUUAUCGAUUACAAUCUGAAUUUCUAAGAAGCAUGUUGACUUUUGCAAUAAAGAUGCAAUAUGGAAUGGUUCACAAUUGGAAAAAAAAAGAUGAAAGUAUUUCAAAUUUAAAAGAAUUUGGAAAAUUUCUGAACCAUUCCAAAAUUAUAACAAUCACCAAAAGAGCUGUAAUUCUGGCUUGUUCUGGAAAGAAAGAAAAUGUAUGUGUGUAUGCUUGCUCAUGAGAGAGAGUUGGUAGUGGGUAUGUGUGUGUGUUUUAUGUUGAGUUUAUAUAUGAGAGAAUGUCACUCAAUAUGAAGUCACUGGCUAGUAUUCAGCAGAGUAACUCCCUCCACAGGGUAGCAUGAGGAAUGAGAGAACAGGGUAUUAAGCUACUGUUUGUAGGCAAUUCUUGGUAGCCCUAUGUUUUGGUUAAUGGAUGGGUCUUGGUACCCCCAAAUACAAAGCACAAUUUUAUGAUAGCAGUUAUUUUCAUGUUGUCUUAAUACACCUGCCAACAAUAAAAGAGAGAAGGGAGAGAAUACUGACAAGAGAUGACGGCAAAAUACAAGUUCUGUGUGAUAACUUGUAAGGAGUAACAGGAGAACGCAGUGAUUGUACACAAAAGGACUGCGUUUGAUGGGAGAGGGAAGGAAGAACGUCCCUUGGGCUCCUGCUUUCUCAUUUUAAAAAUUGCAGUUCUUAUGAAAUUCCCCUUAAAACGAUUAUGGACCAAGAAAGUCAUUCCUUAAAUUUCAUUUUAUACAGGAAAACACGAAAGAAUGAGAGUGGAUUUUACUUUCAUUCUUUUCAAAUAGAGGCAUUUGUAUUUUAUAUAUUAUGUAAAUAGCAAAAAAGCUCUGUGACCAUUUGUUUUGAACAGAUCUCAGUUGAUUCUAUAUAAAUUUAUACUAAACAUCAGUUAUAGGACUUUUGGGGGGAGGGCAGGAAUAAUUCUGAACAUAAUUUUAUCUCUUUAAGAAUAGCAAGUCAAAUAUUUUUACUAAAGUGGAGUGCUGAUUAACAGAAAUUUUAGUGGUUUUAUGUGGGGUUUUUAAUGAUUUUGGUGUAAAUUGUACUAAAGUCAAGGAUAUGUUUUGAGUCAUCAGCCCAACAUAUUUAGUCAUGCAUGGUGCAGUAAACAAAUGUGACUCUGUACCAACAUACAAGAUUUUGGAUAAUUGAGUCAGGCAGGAAGACUGCUGUUAACACAUCCUUGCAGGACAGAACUCCCAUAUUAUAUUCAUUUUUAGUCUCAAAGACUACUUGAGGGGCCAACCAGUGUUGACUCUGAAAAAGUCUAUAUACUGAUAUCACGUGCGUUAUGAAUCACUUCCGUUUAUGCUAAAUUGAUUUUAUUGCCAAGAGAUCGCCUUUCAACAGGAUCAUCUACCAUUUGGCCUCCUACCUGUUCUGCAAUCGACCUUAGGUUAACCAAACCAUUCUGAGAUAGGCGACUUGAUACAGGUGAAAUUAAGGUCAGAAUAGUGUUUGACGAUCGCUUGCAAGAUAUGUGUGGUUUGCAUCUCAGACUUCUGCAAGCGGAUUUUUUUCCCUUUUUUGGUGGCUGUGGCUAGGUCACUAAAAUAAGCUAGUGGUAACUAUUGCUGAUACUUUAAAAAUAUUUAUUUAUUGAAAGUUAUAGAGAGAAAAGGAGAGACAGAGAUCUUCCUUCUGCUGGUUCACUUUCCAGAUGGCCUCAAUCAGGAACCAAGAGCUUCACCAGGUCUCCCACAUGAGUGGCAGGGGACAGGUACUUGGGCCAUCUGCUGCUGCUUUUCCCAGGCUAUUAGCAAGGACACUAACUAGCACCAUGUGGGAUUCAAGCGUUCAUUUUUUAAUAAUUAGUUAAGAUCUUAAUACUGCUUUGUAAAAACCUUACAAAAUUAUGUAAGCUUUCUAGAGUUUUAAAAUUAUAUUUAUUUAUACAAAAGGCACAAAGAGAGGGAGAAACAGCACUUCAUCCACUGGCUUGCUUCUGAAAUGGUUACUAGGGGAAUUAAUCAGCAGGGAACUGAAUCAGAAGUAGAGCGGCCCAGACUGGAACUGGUGCUCCUAGGUAGGAUGGCAGCGUCAGUGGCAACUUGACCUGUUGCACCACAAUGCUUGUCCCUAAAGUUCUUUUGAUUUCAUUUGUUCUUAGUUUGCCCCUAGACUGCUAUCAUUGGAAGAUACUGAUAGAUUUCUCCCAAUUAAAUCAGUAAAGGCUUAUGCUUGCUUUGCCAAAUGAAAUUUUAAGAAUGGUUUGGCUUCAAGGUUGAGGUUGAGCUGCCAUAUGUUCAGUUUGACUUCUUAGACCAAGCAUUGCCUGUUUAGAUAAGCAUUCACUUCUCUAUAAAUUACUGAGUUUAAUUCUGAACCACCCUCCAAGUAUGUUAUUACUGUAGGAUGCAAGUUUUUAGCAUGUAGAACCUGUAGGGGGCUCCAAAAGGCAAAAUUUGAAGCAGCGACUCACAGCAGAGCACAAUGAGACACACUUUCACACACACUGAACAGAUUUACAAAACAAUACCCCCACUAUCCAAAGUGCCACUUAUAUUUAUUUUAUUGGAUAAAGAUUGUCAGGAUCCGUUAUUUGGCUUUCAAAAUUGCAGGUUGUAAAACUAGCCUGUAGAGUUGCAGGAUGCAUAUUGCACUUUUCACUUAUUUGCUAUGACAUCAUUGGUACUCAUGAGUAUAAAGUGAUACAACUUUAUCUUAUGUACUUAUUUUGCUUGGAAAGAUGUUUUGGAGUCUAAAAUUGACCUUUAGUCCAAAAAGUGAAAAUAAUGUCCUUUCCUCAACGUGAAAAACAACUUCUCAGUGACUUUUUAAACUUGCCUACGAUUUAAAAUUUUUGCCAUUAUGUGGCGUCCUAGGAAGAGGGUAGAAUCCUGGUAUAUUGGUGCUACUUAUAUAAUUCAAGUCACUUGUCAGAAAUUACCUAUUUCUAAAAAUCUACCUGUGAAAUCCACACAACUGCAGUUAGGCUUUGAGUUUAAUUCUGCUCAGUUAAAAAUUGCCCUUAGUCAAUCUUUCCAAACAAACCAAUUUUGAUAUGUGCAUAUUCUGACAUUGUACCAUUGAAUUGACCCUCUUCAAAGAUCCCUGUGAAUGUGUCCGAAAUGGAUAAGCCCCUGUAUGAAAAUAACUGCCUGUUUUUGCCACUUUUCCUAAUCUGAAGCAAGUAUGUCGUUAGUAUCUUUAUAUUACACGGGUUUUCCGGUUUCUAAAAUGUGAAGGUGAAGAGGAACAUGUUGAUGAGAAUGUGGCAAUGCUUAAAAAUCUGUAGAAGAAAGCAGUUAAGUUUGCAAAGUAACAAAAUCAGCACUAAUGUGGGAAAUACAGAUUUCUUAGACAUUUCAGUAUUUCCACCCUCUCUCUAUGUACUGUUCAUUUGGAAUUUUCCUUAAGCAAUAAAGCCAGACCUUCUUGUAAUUCUUUUAUUAAAGGUUUUAAAUUCUUUUUUAAAAGGUUUAUUUAUUUAUUUAUUUGAAAGGCUGAGUGACACGGAAGCAGAGACAAAGAGGGAUCUUCUUUCUGCUGGUUUACUCACCAAAUGACUGCAACAGUUGAGGCAGGACCAAACUGAAGGUGGUAGCCCAUUACUCUAUCCAUGUGGUUAGCAGGGGCCCAAGUACUUGGGCCAUCUUGUGCUGCUUACCCAGGUGCAUUAGCAGGGAGCUGGAUUGGAAGCAGAGAAGCUAGGACUUGAACCAGCAUUCUGAUAGGGGAUACUGGUAUUGUAGGCUGUGGCUUAACCCGCUGUGCCACCAUGCCAGCCCCUGGGCAGUUAUUUUCAACUGGCUUGGCUUAUAAUUUUAGACUUCUCCAAAGAAAAAGCUAAAAUGUGGCAUAUAUUGAAUGUAAACUGUGCCCCCAGAUAGUGGGCUGAGUAGUUCCCCUGCGUUCUGUGCUUAGGACAGCCAUUGAGGGUGAUGCUCCUACCUCCUGGUUCAGCACUGAAAACUGAACUUGAGAGAGAUUGAAUUACUUCCCUGAGGUCACACUUGAACACGGGUCUGAUUCUAGAGCUUAUGUUCUUGACCUCUGUGCUCUAUCUACUGCUUCCAAUGAAGUAAAACGUUCCAAGCCUGCAGCGUCACCGGUCUUUUUCAUUAGUGUCUGUCAGACACUGCCAUUUCGGCUCCAUCUAUCUCAUCUGCCUUGGAUUGAAACCAGGCUCCCUUGGGAAGGAACACCAUGUUUUUAGGUAGCAUAUUGGAAACUAUAGUGUUUAUGCUAAUUUGUGGAGAAACAUUUUAAAGUAAUAAUAUCCUGUGACCUCCACCAUGUACAGCCAGCCAAUUUGAUAAGUUUCACAAUAAUUUGGCUAUAUCAUAACGUAUGUUUAUUUUCAAUUUUAUCUUAAGUAUAUUUUCCCUGUGGCAAACUGAAUUAUGAUAAUUUUUCAGGAUUUCUACCUUGCUUUUCAAUAUAUCUGUGCUUUCUUCCUUUUAACCUUGGCAUUAAAAAAAUCAUGUUGUACAUAAAUAAGUUUACAUGCUUUAAUUUAAUGAUGGUUUCAUAUAGUGUACUGAAUCUUUGAGUCAGAAAGUGCUGAGAAUAGCAGAGUUCAUCUAUAGUUAUAUUUAUGCCAUAGAUUUUUUAAAAAACAAUAUGUAUUCAGUGAAUAAAACUGAUGUUCGUGUUGUUGUGCUUAUAGAGUUAUUUGAUGUUUACAUGUUCAGAUUUUUGUUUUAGCAAUGCCAUUUAAAAUCCUGUCGGAUAUAUAAUUUUCACUGUUUUUGGAAAUUAGCAAAUAUUUAUUGACUUGUAAUUGUUAUGGUAAUAGUUGCCUUCUGAAAAAAAAAAGAA
This is a messenger RNA of Oryctolagus cuniculus (rabbit), 11091 nucleotides long. It is a transcript of the gene RBM27, whose product is annotated as RNA binding motif protein 27. The record is from RefSeq and is a predicted model, not a curated record. Lineage: Eukaryota; Metazoa; Chordata; Mammalia; Lagomorpha; Leporidae. Gene Ontology annotation, cellular component: nucleus. Gene Ontology annotation, molecular function: RNA binding; metal ion binding.